UACUGUGUUCUUCCGUGGCUUAAAAUGACUGUAGUUUUUAGGUUCUAACUUCAUUUAUUGGCUGAAUAUGGCUGAAAAUGAUUAUAUUCACAUGGAUGGAGGCUAAAGAAAGAUCUCGAAUGUCUGCUGCUGAUCAUGCAAUGAAGAUGAACAGCUUGGGGCUAAUUGUAAACCCUUAUCCAUUUAACGAGAUGAUGAAGCUUUACAUAGCAACAUCUCAACAUAAGAAAGUACUCACUGUCAUGGUGCAGAUGAAACAAAAUCGAAUACCAAGAAAUGCCCUAUCGUACAACCUUUGGAUGAAUGCGUGUGCAGAGCUGUUGGGUGUUGGAUCAGCUGAGGAGGUUUACAAAGAAACCAUACAUGACAAAAAUGUUGUGAUAGGAUGGAGCUCUUUAUCUAUUAUUUUCUUCUGUUUGCAUCCUCAUAUAACUCACUAUACCUCUGAAGAUAUUCAGCUUUGGUUCCUUCCUGUUAAAAAAACACAUUUCAAUAUUUUUUUGCACAAUACCUUGGGCAAGGCACAGCCAAAAAUACUCUAG
Messenger RNA from Coffea arabica (coffee), 542 nucleotides. The record is from RefSeq and is a predicted model, not a curated record. NCBI's taxonomy places the organism in Eukaryota, Viridiplantae, Streptophyta, Magnoliopsida, Gentianales, Rubiaceae.